AUGGCAACAAAAAGCAAGGAACUCGAGGAUACUGUCCUCCCCGCCCCGAUCGAGGUUCAGGACGAUGAUGAGAUUCGCAAAGUUCAGCAAGAUGAGGAUGAAGCUGGGAAGUUUCUCGGCGAGCAUGACGUUGGGUUGAUUGCCUCCUUAGCUACAGACGCGGAUUACAAAGCCCUCGUACGCAAGAUCGACAAACGUCUCCUUCCGCUUCUGUUUGGAACCUACGCCCUACAAUGUAUCGACAAAAGUUGUCUGGGUUAUGCUAGCGUCUUCACACUAAGCAGUGAUCUUGGACUAGUGGGUAAGGAAUAUUCAUGGCUUGCUUCAUUAUUCUAUUUUGGUUACUUGGUCUGCGAAUAUCCCACGACAUUGCUUUCUCAAAAAUUCCCAAUGGGUCGUUUUGUUGGUCUAGCUAUCGUAGCUUGGGGCUGUGUGCUCAUCGCUACUGCUGGCGCCCGCAACUUUGCUGGCAUGGGUGUCCUCCGUUUUGUCCUUGGUGGUUUCGAGUCUCUCAUUACCCCUACUUUCAUCCUUAUCAAUGGAAUGUAUUACACUCGACAGGAGCAGGUCUUGCGAACUGGUGUAUGGGCUUGCGCCAAUGGGUUUGGUUCCAUGGUGGGCGGCAUCAUCGCUUUUGGUAUGGGACAUGUGAAUGCUGGGGUUCCGGGUUGGAAAUGGAUCUUCAUCAUGAAUGGUCUUAUAACAGUUUUUUGGGGUACCCUUGUGACGCUUCUCCUUCCUGCGUCACCCAUGCGGGCUGGGUUCUUGACUGAGAAUGAGCGAGUUCUGGCAGCAGUAGAGGCCCUCAAUCCAGUGAAGGAUCCUCAAGGGCUUUUGCUAUUUCUUACAGUCUUCUGCAAUGAAGUCCUGAACGGUGGCUUCGGCGCAUUCGGGACGCUUACAAUCAAAAGCUUUGGCUUUACUUCGCUCCAGUCUACUUUGAUAUAUAUACCCCAAGGCUUCAUCAAUAUGGUGUGUAUCUUAUUUGGGGGCUGGCUCGCUGCAAGGCUCCCAAAUGCAAGGAUCUAUGUUUGCAUUGGCAUGCUCGUCCCAACUUUCAUCGGUUUGCUAUUGCAGAUUGUCUUGCCUCGAUCCAAUGUGGCGGGUCUGUUGGUAGGAGUAUAUCUCUUUCCACCAUUCGCUACAUCUCUCUUCAUCUGCCUUUCACUUCCAGGCGUCAACAGCUCGGGAUACUCAAAACGUAUCACCUUAUCCUCUUACGCCUUCUUCGGCUACGCUCUCGGAAAUAUCAGUGGACCAUUCAUGGUGAAAACCGGCGAGGCACCGGCCUAUCGCUCGGUUUUCAUUGCAGACAUCAUCUGCAUCAUUCUUCAAGGGAUCUUCCUCACGUUGCUACGCAUUUAUUAUGUCCGCGAGAAUCGACGUCGUGAUAAGCUGCUCGCUGAAGGAGAGGAGCAGAAUUUGCCUGAAGACGAAUUUGCCGAUAAGACUGAUCUAGAACUUCCAGGUUUUCGCUAUGUUGAUCUGGUCUUGGCAAAAGAGGAAGUUCAAACUUGCGAGUUACCAACGUAUAUUACGGAUAUCCGCUCGUUCUCGACUUGGAAUAUACCACGAUUAGCUUCAAAAAACCAGAUCAUCCCUGUUGUAAUGCUGGAUGUAAAAGACGAGAACCAAGAUCCAAGAUUCUGGAGUAUGGAGUGA
Mollisia scopiformis is the source of this 1662-nucleotide messenger RNA. Its product is annotated as putative MFS transporter. NCBI's taxonomy places the organism in Eukaryota, Fungi, Ascomycota, Leotiomycetes, Helotiales, Mollisiaceae. The transcript has 8 exons. Gene Ontology annotation, biological process: transmembrane transport. Bases 1 to 1662 code for a protein of 553 amino acids. The record is from RefSeq and is a predicted model, not a curated record. Gene Ontology annotation, molecular function: transmembrane transporter activity. Gene Ontology annotation, cellular component: membrane.